AUGAAAUUAUACUCUGCUAUAAAAAUCACCAGGGAGCUGUAUGUGUUAGUUUUGUCAGUUACAGCUUUUUGUAGAGGUGAAGAGUUGUGUGGAGCAGGGAAAAAAAGUUACGAUGAAGUCUGUUGUUCAUGAAGUGGAGAAAAGGCCCACCAAACCAUCCUAUCAACUGAAAGAAAAGAGAAAAGCAAACUACUCCACCUACAUCUACAGAGUGUUAAAACAAGUUCACCUGGACACUGGCAUCUUGUGCAAGUUGACGGGCAUUGUGGACUGCUCUGAGGGUGACCUGCUCCAGCGUGUGGCUUUGGAGGCCUACAGGUUAUCGCUGUACAAUAAGAGACGCUCCCUCACCGGCAGAGAGAUCCAGUCUGCAGUUCAGCUGCUCCACGCUGGUGAACUAGGAAAGCAUGACUAGUCAGAGGGGACAGAAUCUGUGUUGGAGUACACUGGCUCAGACUGAGGGCUUGUUUCUUAAUAUUUAAGAGUGUACUUGUUUUUUUCUUCUUAUUUAAAAUAAAGACUAUCUUUUUA
This is a messenger RNA of Acipenser ruthenus (sterlet), 531 nucleotides long. Its product is annotated as histone H2B-like. Lineage: Eukaryota; Metazoa; Chordata; Actinopteri; Acipenseriformes; Acipenseridae. The transcript has 3 exons. Gene Ontology annotation, cellular component: nucleosome. The record is from RefSeq and is a predicted model, not a curated record. Bases 113 to 415 code for a protein of 100 amino acids. Gene Ontology annotation, molecular function: protein heterodimerization activity; DNA binding; structural constituent of chromatin.